UGUGGUGUGUAUAAAAAAGAAAAGUUCUUUAAAACAACGUUAACAUUGACACAAAAAGUUUAUUAACAAAAAAUUUCCCCUGGGAAGACUCGAACCAGCACCACAGCAGAACAUUGCAUCUAAGUGCAACGCGCUAACCAACUGGGCUAUCGAGCUUCCUGCAUUGAAAAUAAUAUUUUGUGGAGAAUAAAACAUUGGUUAUCAAUCCCUUCGAAGUCUUCUUUCGUUCUCAAGUUAUUUACGAUUUUGAAUAUUAAAAUUAAAAUCUUAUGAUGUUAUAUAUGAAGGGAAAUGUUUUCCAAAAGUGAAUAUCUGAAGUUGUUAAUGAUUGGUGAUCGUGAUGCAGGAAGAGUAGAUUUAAGACACCUCUACAUAUACAACGAAUGUCCUGAUAUGUAUGGCAUAAGUGACUUCCUGUUCACAAACGUUACGAUCAAUGGAGAUCAAGUCCAACUUCAGAUUUGGGAUAAUGUUCAUGGACGUCACCGAUUGGUAUAUACCCCUUGUGCAAGAGGUGCUUUAGGUGUCCUCUUAGUUUACAACAUAUCAAGUCGUGAAAGUUUUGAUCAUCUCACCGAUUGGCUUUCUGCACUUGAAAGGGUACCUAAAGAGGAUGUAGUUAUCACUUUGGUUGCAAAUGAAGUUGAUUCAGAACAACCUAGAGUUGUGACAACAGAAGAAGGAAGAAAAUUUGCAAAAGAACGCAACUUGUUAUUUAUAGAAACGUCUGUCAGAAGGAGAGUAAAUAUAAAUGAGAUGUUUGAUUUGACUAUUAACAACGUCAUAGAGACUUGCAAAAUAAAGGGAAUAGAUCCUCUUGCUUUUGGUAGAAGUAAAAUGAUGCAACACAAUGCUUCUUAUAGUAAACAAAGCAAAUGUAACAUUUAGGUUUAAUAAUGGCCGUAUUUUCCUGUAAUAACCAGCAUGUUCAUUCUUUUUUAGCUGUUAAUAAAUAAACUAACAACUUUUAAAAAGGAAUCAGCUGAAAAAAACUAACAGUGAAUGAUAAAUAUAUACACAAAAAAGCAAAAUAA
Molecule: messenger RNA, 1034 nt
Organism: Hydractinia symbiolongicarpus
Lineage: Eukaryota; Metazoa; Cnidaria; Hydrozoa; Anthoathecata; Hydractiniidae
Product: ras-related protein Rab-14-like
Exons: 5
Coding region: 292-888 (198 amino acids)
Molecular function (GO): GTPase activity; GTP binding
Source: RefSeq, a predicted model, not a curated record